Molecule: messenger RNA, 1040 nt
Organism: Pistacia vera
Lineage: Eukaryota; Viridiplantae; Streptophyta; Magnoliopsida; Sapindales; Anacardiaceae
Product: mitotic checkpoint protein BUB3.3-like
Exons: 9
Coding region: 1-1011 (336 amino acids)
Biological process (GO): mitotic spindle assembly checkpoint signaling
Cellular component (GO): kinetochore; bub1-bub3 complex; mitotic checkpoint complex
Molecular function (GO): ubiquitin binding
Source: RefSeq, a predicted model, not a curated record
AUGAACAGAGUUUGUUUGGAUUUCGAGGACCCGAUUGGUGACGCGAUUUCCAGAAUCCGAUUUGCUCCAAAUUCAAAUAAUCUCCUAAUUUCUUCGUGGGAUUCUUGUCUUCGAUUGUAUGAUGUGGAUAGUUCUCUGGUUAGAUUAGUGACUCCCACGGAAGCUGCACUUCUUGAUUGUUGUUUCCAAAACGACGACGUCACGUUUAGCGUUGGCUCUGACGGUUCCAUUAGAAGGUAUGACUUGCAUUCGGGAAUGCAUGACACAAUCGGAAAUCAUGAUGAUAUUGCAACAUGUCUUCAGUAUUCAGAUGAAACUGAGCAGCUACUUACUGCUGGUUUGGACAAGAAGAUAAUGUCCUGGGACAUGCGCAUGGGAAUGGCUCUGGCUUAUCAGAAAAAAUUAGGUGAAGAGGUGGAUUCCAUGUCACUGUCUGGCUUUGAUUUGAUAGUAGCCAUUGGAGCAUCAGUACAUAUGUAUGACUUACGUAACUUAGACAGCUCAGUACUAUCAAGUGAAUCACUUAUGGACCAAAUAAAAUGUGUCAGUUCAAUUCCUUAUGCUAGAGGAUAUGUAGUUGGAUCAACAGAUGGACGAGUAGCAGUGAGCAUCUCUGAUCCAUCUGAUUCAAAUAAUGGGGGAUAUACUUUUCGGUGUCAUCCAAAGUCAAAGAAUGGAAGAUAUCAUGUAGUCUCAGUGAAUGAUAUUGUAUUCAGUCCACUCAUGGAUGGUCCUUUUGUUACUGGCGAUAAUGAGGGUUCUGUUAUUGCAUGGGAUGCCAAACACAAAAGAAGACUAUUUGAGUUGCUGGAAUUCCCAAAUAGUGUGGCAUCAUUAUCAUACAACCAUGGGGGAGAACUUCUUGCUGUUGCAUCAAGCUAUACUUACCAAGAAGCUAUUGAAAGUGUGCAGUCGGCUUGUGACAGAGAAGAGCCUCCUCAGAUAUUCAUUCACAAAAUGGAUGUUGACCACCUGAGAUCAGUUUCUGUUAGAAGUAGAAGUAGGAAAUGACCGUAUGAGAGGGUUUUCAAAAUGAGGUA